Molecule: messenger RNA, 1146 nt
Organism: Corapipo altera (White-ruffed manakin)
Lineage: Eukaryota; Metazoa; Chordata; Aves; Passeriformes; Pipridae
Product: laminin subunit beta-2-like
Exons: 8
Biological process (GO): substrate adhesion-dependent cell spreading; cell migration; basement membrane assembly
Cellular component (GO): laminin trimer
Molecular function (GO): extracellular matrix structural constituent; integrin binding
Source: RefSeq, a predicted model, not a curated record
GCGCUUUCCGCACAGCCCCGAGCGCUGCGCCUGCCGCCCAGUUCGGAGGGGCCGGGAGGGACCGGGACGGGGCCGGGGACGGGAGUGGGAACGGGAUCGAGUACGGGAACCGGCGGGUCAGGACGGGACGGGACGGGACCGCCGGGCACCUGCCGAGCGCCCCCUUUGCGCGCCUUUUGCGCCCCUUUCCGCCCCGUCGCGCCCCGCGAUGCGGAGCCCGGUGAAGCGGAGCCCCGGCGCCCUCCUGCUGCUGCCUCUGCUGGCCGGGCUGGGGGGGGGCCUAGCCCCCGAUUCCCCCCAGGGCUGUGCCCGCGGCAGCUGCUACCCGGCCACCGGGGACCUGUUGGUGGGGCGAGCCGCCAGCCUGAGUGCCACCUCCACCUGCGGGCUGCGCCGGCCUCAGCCCUACUGCAUUGUCAGCCACCUCCAGGAGGAGAAAAAGUGCUUCAUCUGCGACUCGCGACGGCCCUAUGAUGCCCGCACCAACACCAACAGCCACCGCAUCGAGAACGUGGUCACCAGCUUCGCCCCCCGUCCCAAGAAAGCCUGGUGGCAGUCGGAGAAUGGUGUGGAGCACGUCAGCAUCCAGCUGGACCUGGAGGCCGAGUUCCACUUCACCCACCUCAUCAUGACCUUCAAGACCUUCCGCCCCGCGGCCAUGCUGGUGGAGCGCUCGGCCGACUUUGGGCGCACCUGGAAGGUCUAUCGCUACUUUGCCUACGACUGCACUGCCUCCUUCCCCCACGUCCCCCAUGGGCCCCCACGCCGCAUCGAUGAUGUCAUCUGUGAGUCCCGCUACUCUGACAUCGAGCCCUCCACUGAGGGAGAGGUGAUCUACCGAGUGCUGGACCCUGCCAUCCCUAUCCGGGACCCCUACAGCUCCUCCAUCCAGAACUUGCUGCGUGUCACCAACCUGCGGGUGAACCUCACCAAGCUGCACACGCUGGGGGAUGACCUGCUGGACUCGCGGCGGGAGAUCCGGGAGAAGUACUACUACGCGCUCUACGAGCUGGUGAUGCGUGGGAACUGCUUCUGCUACGGGCAUGCCUCUGAAUGUGCCCCGCUCAGUGGGGCACCUGCCACCGCCGACGGCAUGGUGCACGGGCGCUGUGUCUGCAAGCACCACACGCAGGGGCUGAACUGCGA